Molecule: messenger RNA, 1375 nt
Organism: Filobasidium floriforme
Lineage: Eukaryota; Fungi; Basidiomycota; Tremellomycetes; Filobasidiales; Filobasidiaceae
Product: putative enoyl-CoA hydratase
Exons: 4
Coding region: 96-974 (292 amino acids)
Biological process (GO): fatty acid beta-oxidation
Cellular component (GO): mitochondrion
Molecular function (GO): enoyl-CoA hydratase activity
Source: RefSeq, a predicted model, not a curated record
CAGCACGCAGCACGUCAUAUAUCAUAACCCACACUCGCCCACGCAAUCCCAACACUCUCCCCCUCUCAACGACGACUUCUUCUGCCUCUGCAACUAUGCUCGCCCGCUCAUCCGCCCAGUUACGACCCGUCAUCACGUCGGCCAAUCGUCUAGACCUCGCCCGCUUCAUGUCUUCGACCGCCAACGGUGCCAACCCUGCCGACCAGCUCGUCCUUGUCGACCGGCAAGGUCCCGUGACAGUGCUCACGUUGAACAGACCCAAGGCUCUGAACGCGCUUUCUUCGCCCUUGUUCGUCCAGCUCAACAACGAGUUGGACAAGGCGGCUCAGGACGAUCAGGUGAAAUGUAUCGUCUUGACCGGAGGUGAAAAGGUGUUUGCCGCCGGCGCGGACAUCAAGGAGAUGAAGGACAAGAACUUUGCCGAAGUCUACCGAUCCAACUUUUUGGGCUCUUGGGCCAGGGUGACCUCGUUCAGGAAACCCAUCGUUGGUGCCGUCAGCGGUUAUGCUCUCGGUGGAGGUUGCGAACUCGCGAUGAUGUGCGACAUCCUCCUCGCAUCUCCCACAGCCAUCUUUGGGCAACCCGAGAUCACCCUCGGUAUCAUCCCCGGCGCGGGAGGUACCCAGAGGUUGACCAAGAUCGUCGGGAAACCGAUCGCCAUGGACAUGGUCCUUACCGGCCGCAAGAUCGACGCCAAAGAGGCCGAGAGGAUGGGUCUCGUCAGCAGGGUCGUCUGGGAGGAAGGCAAGAGCGUGGUACAAGAGGCCGUGGCGCUGGCCAAGAAGAUUGGAGGGUUCGGGGCCGUCGCUGUCCAGGCUGGUAAAGAGGCCGUCGAUGCGGCCAACGAGCUCCCCUUGAGCGAAGGACUUCGUCUCGAAAGACGUCUCUUCCAACAGUUGUUCGCCACGGCCGAUCAAAAGGAGGGCAUGGCCGCCUUUGCCGAAAAGCGAAAGCCCGCCUUCAAGGACGAGUAGACAACAACGUGACAUGCGAGUCUUAUCAGGCCUCGAAACGGCCCAACAUGAAAACGGAUGAGGUUGUAUGGAAACGAAAAGUACAAAUGCGAAUUGAAUUCCGUGAGCGCUCGACGUGGAAGUCGGCCAUGUGGGCACAUGACCGGGGGUGGAACGAGGGGAUCAGGUAACGUUGGGCAAUGAUGGGGAUUGGGGUUUUCAUGCAAUGCAAAUAGUUUACAGGUUGUCUCUACAUACAAUCGCUUUCGAGUACGGUUCCAAGGGGUGAAUAUCGAGCCUCAAAGGUCCGAUGGACCUCUGUGAUUGGAACGAUGAAGUCGUAGCAGUCUUACUCUACUCAGUCGCGGCAGUAGACUUAGAACGUUGAGAGCUUCGAUCAUCAUCAUCAUCGUCGUCGUCAG